AUGGCGGCAAUCACACACAAAAAGGCACACAAAGCCAAGCCAGUAACCGCAAUGCCCCAGAAAGAGCAAAUUGUGUUUACAGGGCAAGACAAAAUCAUACAUGAUUUGAUAGUAGCCCCUUCAAAAGAAAUUGAUGCAAUUGCAUCAAAUCUAAUCCUUAGAGACACAAGCUACAUUAUUGAGUACUUGAAGCAGAGAAUCAAUUUGGAGCAGAGGUACCUGGAUGAUUUAUCGACAAUGACCAAGAAUAUACAAAAGUGCUGUGUUCCUAGCGAAAAAAACCUGAUUCAAAUGAAUUUCAUGAACUAUGUCGGUUUAGCAGAGCAGCAAAAGCCUCUCAAGGAAAUGUACAUUGAGCAACUCAAACAGCAAUGUGAGAAUUUGGUGCAAUUUCGAAAUGACCAGCAAAAAUCAUUUGACAAAAACAAAGCCUGGAUGAAUCAUGUUAACGGCGACUAUCUAAUAGCAAGGUUGAAAAAGCUACCAACUGCACACGAAAUUUACAUUCAGAAAUGGGACGAAAUUGAACGAUCUGCCGGUGGUACAGCUGUAGCCUCUCCUAUGUUGAUGACACCAAUGACACCUACGUUAUCUGUGGGAUCUACACUGACAUCUCAGCACAGCGACGACUUACUGGAAUCAAGAGCGAUGAGCAUGGACGAUGACCGCACACGAAAGUUUGCUGAUGUGGUGAAUGCAACGCAGAGUAGCCGUAUUGAGAGAUUCAUGAAACGGCAUUUGAAUAAGCCUGAAGAUGCUACCAGUAGAAAUAUCAAAAUGGCAAAACUAAAAGUGGAAGUAGGCGAGGCUGAUACUAACUAUCGUAAUGUUGUACGUGAAUUAAGUACAAUGGCUAUCAAGAUCGACGCUACCAAUCUCCAUAUUCUACAUAAUGUGCAAGCUUCGUUGAAAGAGAAAUCCGACAAAGUGAAGAACAUGCUCCAAGCGGCAUUGAAAGCUGAUCUGCGUCAACUGGAACAAGGACAGCAUCCAGUCAACAAUUUACUGGCAAGUGUAGAUAAGAUCAAUAACGAACAUGAAGCAAAAAAGUUCAAUGCUUCGUCGACAGCUGUGGUGAAAAAAUAUCCAAAGCCUGAGCCGAUUUAUUACGAGAACCAUCAUGUUGGUGUUUGCAAGGAUUUGAUAUUUGGAACUUCUCUGACCGAAUACGCCCAGCAAAGAAACAGGUCGCCACCGUUGCUCAUCACAAAAUGUAUCAAUGCCAUUGAAAGACUAGGUGGUUUAGAAAAAGAAGGCAUCUAUCGUGUGAGUGGAAAGCAAAGCAACAUGGAAAAGAUUAAGCAUGCUUUUGAAUUGGACGAAGAGGCUGUAAUCAUCGGACAGAAUGAUGUUCCUGAGGAUGUUGUCAGCAUUGCCUCAGUAAUCAAAAUUUUCCUGCGAGAGCUCAAAUCACCGCUGUUCCCUUUCAAGUUGACAGAUCGAUUAGUUUACUCUCAAAUCCCUGACCAAGAGCUACGUUUAAUGAAUCUGCUGACAAGAUUACUGAAAUUGCCACCAGCAAAUUACGAUACGUUGAAGGCUCUGAUACACCACUUAUCAAAACUUCAUGCUCAUGUGGAAAAGAACAAAAUGACAACCAACAAUUUGACACUUAUAUUCACGCCAGCCAUCUUUCAAGACUUGAACCAUGCUCAAAAUUCACCAGGCGAAUGGGCCAAGGACUGUGUGUUGGAGGAUUUGAUCAUGAACAGCCAAGAUAUCUUUGCCAACAAAGAUCUUCAUAACAAUUCCGCUAUCACAGGUGAUAUUGAAUACGGCUUCCAUCAAUCAAGUGAUGAACACCAUCAUGAACCAAAUCGAUAUGCAAUGACCAUUCAAUCACCGGAUAGCCCAACUGGUGCUCAUCAUGAAGAGACUGAAAGUGAAUAUUCGUUUGUCAUUCAAGAUGAGGACGAUGAUGGCACGGAAGACGAUUUUAUGAUAAAAUCCGUUACUACCAGUAGCAACGACAGCAGUGUUUUACUGCAUCAUUAUAAUGAACCAGAGGAAGCCAUAGCUAUACCCAAGCCUACGACAUCGUCACCACCACCAUUGGAGGAAGAGCGCCAAGAAGAAACACCUUCUCGGUCUACGAGCGUCGAAAGAAAAAAGUACCAGGCCCAUUUUCAAGGAAAGGGGUUGAAGGUGAACACAGGUAGCAUGUCAUCUACGGGUUCAUCUCAAUCGCAGAAUAAUCACUCAGAUCACCAUAUCCCUACCAUCAAAAGUGCGACAGUUCCCUCGUACGAUUGGCUUGCAUUGGACCCUGAUAAUGCACCUCCAGUGCCCAAACUGCGUCGAUCAGCAACAACUGGUAAAAAAGUCUUGUCAAGGCGUAAACUUUCAUCAAACCAAUUACGUGCAGAUGCUGCUGCUGCUGCUACCGCUAUUCCUGUGCCAGACAUCCCCCGUGUACCUAUAUUAAAUUAUCGCAGUAAUACCAAUGGAGGUGGUAACAUCAAUAUUACUUCCUCCACCUCAACCAUACCUUAG
Messenger RNA from Mucor velutinosus, 2493 nucleotides. RefSeq lists its product as uncharacterized. Gene Ontology annotation, cellular component: cytoplasm. Gene Ontology annotation, biological process: signal transduction; regulation of GTPase activity. The coding region runs from base 1 to 2493 and encodes 830 amino acids. NCBI's taxonomy places the organism in Eukaryota, Fungi, Mucoromycota, Mucoromycetes, Mucorales, Mucoraceae. The transcript has 9 exons. The record is from RefSeq and is a predicted model, not a curated record.